AUGGAACAACAAAAUGCUUUACCCCAGACCGAUGAAGCGCCACCUGAGCCUCAAACGACUGAAUCAUCGGGGGGUGAGCCGCCGUCUGCUGAUUCGAAAAGAUCGAGAAAGAAUUCAGUGCAUCUGACAGCCGAGGAUUACGAAGCCUAUAAAAGCCAUUGUGACCGCAUGGCAAUCAGCCAGGUGGGAUACAAUCCAAAUAUCAACUCACUCAAACGCGAUUAUGGGACUAUGCGAAGGAAUAUCAAACGUUGGGCUGGAGACUAUGUUCGUGAGACUACACCAUCACUUUCCAAGAAACAAAAAAAGAUGAUCAUCCAAAGCCUUGAUGGCUAUUGCGUUCAAGAGUCUUGGGACACAAUUCAAUCCUUACUCGCACCCACCUGUCGUAAUGACUUCCAGCUAUACCUGGCCCAAGCAAUGAUCAACAAAUUCAUAUUCACACAUUUUCUGGAUAAACCGUUCGAUUUCCUAGAUGGGAAACGCGAUGAUACCGAUGAGGAUGAUCGAUCAUUUCCUGGGCGACUUCAGUAUCUCUAUAACAGAUACUAUGAGUCAAGCCCAGUCAAUGCGGUCUGGUGGAAAAUGGUCACACUUGGUCUUGCCAACCUGGAAGAUGACAUCCAUACGUUCAAGUCGCCUCGGGACAAACUGCCUUACACUUUCGGAGAUGAGAGCCGCAAGCGGCAGGCAGACAUAGCAAGAAACCUGGCAGACCAGCUUCUAGAGGACAGCCUGUUUCAGCUGCUUUUAGUCAAGUUGACUGAUUCCCAAAAAAGGGCUGAACGUCGUGAGCUCUUGGCGAAGAUUUUCCAAGGUAGCGCAAAAGGCUUCACCAAGCACGAGGUAAUGCUUGGGGGACUGGUGAAAGUCCACCAACUUCCAGAGUUGAAGCAGUUCGAUACUUCUACAGGAAUUAUGUUUUCCGAGAUUCUUUUCGACAAUGAUGAAAAGACUCCGCUGUACAUCCCUAAGCCUCGCGGCCGGGUAGUUCUCGUUGUUCGACCAGGGGUGUUCCGGUACGAUACCCCCACCCAAUUUGUGCCCGUCCACAAUGCGCCUCUAGACAUGCAGCAACAGGACACAGGCCGCACCUCCUGGUUGCUUUGUAAGGCGGAGGUUCUGGUGGAACAGGCGGAAGAUAGCAGCUCGUCUGACGAAUAUCGACCCGAUCCUGAGAACAAGGAUGUUUUCUACAGCUGA
Molecule: messenger RNA, 1203 nt
Organism: Aspergillus niger
Lineage: Eukaryota; Fungi; Ascomycota; Eurotiomycetes; Eurotiales; Aspergillaceae
Exons: 3
Coding region: 1-1203 (400 amino acids)
Source: RefSeq, a predicted model, not a curated record